CCUCCCCGCGCCCCUCCCCACGCCGGCUGCCACUCCGCACCGGCGCCCACCCCCUCCUCCCGCCGGCGACCUCUCCGGUCCCGGCGACCCCUUCCCGGCGGAUCUCCCCCCUUUGCUUCCCAUGGCUUCUGGAUUUCGUAGCCCCCCGUCGGUCUCGUCGGCGUUCCCGCGGGAGCGUCCUAUCGUCUCGGGGUUGGGGCUGUCGGAGUCGCCUGGCUUGGCGCGCUCCUCUUCGGCUGCUGGUAGUCAGGCUGUUGGCCCCGCGCCGGCGCAAGCGGAGGUCUGGCGCCGGCCGGGCCCCUCCCGCAAGGCCAUGUGGCGGCGUCAUCGUGCUCUCAGGAGGCAGUUCGGGGCUGGUGUUGGGCCCGGCCGCGAUGCGUCGCCGUCCUCCUCAGAGCGGCGCCAAAUCCCGCCGGACUUGUACGGCCUAUGCUUCAGGUGUUUCGAGGACGGUCACCGGCGUCAAGACUGCACUAACGAGCCUUUGUGCAUCCGCUGCGGCCACGCUGGGCAUGUCUCCUCUCAGUGCCUGGAGCCGCGCAGUCCCAUCUCUGCGGAGGAGUUGCGCUGUGCGGUGAUUGCCAAGGUCGCUCGCAGGUCGGAGGCACCCGGACAGGCACCGGCCAUUCGGCGGAGGUUGUCGGAGCCUAGGCAGAGCGCGCCGGUGGCGCCGCUCUUGCCAGUUGCGCCCAACCUCCACCCUGUGCUGCCGGGAGCGGCCUUGCUGGUGGUACUGUCCGACAUCUGUGUGCUGCCGCGCUCGGAGGGGUUGGACGACCUCGAGCGCCGGUUACAGCUGGCGGUGGUGAUGUACGUUGGCGGGGCAAGGCCGGCCGUGUCCUGCGACGACGCAGCGGUCGCGAUUUCGGCACAGUUGGGGAUCCCAAGGUUUCGUUUUUCUGUCCACAAGUUCCACCCGGAAGAUUUCUUGGUCGUGUUCGCGGCGCAUGAGUUCAGGAACAGGGCACUGGCUCUCCCAGCAAUUGAGCAUCUCGGAGUCAAGUUCUUCAUCAAGCCAUGGCUCAGGCAGGCGCAGGCGGCAUCGAGGCUAAUGCGGGUGCAGGUGGAUGUCAUGAUCGAGGAUGUCCCGUCCCAUGCGUGGGCUCAAGAGACGGCGGCAGAGCUACUUGGGAGUGCAUGCUUGAUCGAUAGCCUGGCACCGGAGACGGCCAGCAGGGAGGACUUGUCGCUGUUCAAGUUGAGGGCUUGGUGUGUGGAUCCUGAGGAGGUGCCGGUGUUUCGGAGGCUGUGGGUGCCAGAGCAGCCGGAGGUGGUCUCUGACCUGGCGGCGAGGCGAGCUUCGUUCCGCCAGCUCUUGGAGUAUCCGGUGUUCAUUCACGUCGGCAGGUUGAGGGAUUUCUCGCCGCCGGAGAUGUGGAGAUGUGCAUCAGGAUCUGACGGCAGGAGUGGGCAGAGUGGUUUGCCGGACAGCUCGAACGGUUCGUUCCAAGGAGGUGAUUGGGUGGUCCAGCCAUGGGCACGCGGCGUUCGCGAUGAGCGUGGUGCCGGCCGGCGGUACAACAACGACGGUGGUGGCGGGACGCACGUCAGAUCAUACCGGGUGGCGCUGGAAGGAAGGGUGGGGCCCUCUGCUUGGAGGCUUCCACCAAUCGGACCGGGUUCGUUGACGGUCAAGCCUGCUGCGGUGUUGCAGAGUCACGGGACUGUGGUGGGACAGGGUCUUUCAAAUGAGCCAAUCCAAAUGAGGGAAGUGCUGCCCACAGUGGUGGAGACAGCUGGAGAGUUGGCAUUGGCGGCACAGACCAGCCCUGCUAGGGAACGACCUGUGGAGCAGGCGCAGGUGACGACAUGCUUGGGAUCCGAAGUGGUCAGGCAGGAGGAUGCUAGGACCGAGGCUGUGGUGGAGCCUUUGGUGGUGGCCAACGAGAGGGCCGCAGAUGUGGACAAGGACGUGGGGGCUAAUCCCAGACCGAUCGGGGUGGGGCCUCUGCAACCCGAUCAGACCAUGCCAAUCGAUGCGGAGGUGGGAGUGGGGGCCGAUCCAAAGCAGACCGUGGUGGAGCCACAGUUGGACCAGGCGGUUUCUUUUGCCGCGGAGGAUCCGGUGCGGCUUGUCGGGCCAGGUGCUGCAGAAGAUUCGUCCAGGGGCGGGCAGGGACCGGUGCAGGAAAUCCCAGCAUCCGAAGAUGCCCCGGCGCUGCUUUUGGAAGGAUGGGCCCCAGUUUCGGAGUUGAUUGGCGACGCUGCUCGGGAGCUGCACCUAUCUCAUCUCGGGCCAGGAUCCACCCCGGAGCUCGCGCAGGGGGACCAGGUCUCUCUGGCAGCCAGGGAUGCAUGUGAUGGGACUACGUCGGAGGGCCAUGCAGAUAACGUUUUUUUGCAUGGUGGAGAGCUAGUUGUGCAUGAGGAUGCCCGGGAUGUGCACGCCAUGGAGGAUAGCCUGUCUGCCAAGGAGAGGGCAGCACUUGGCAACAUCAAAUCCUUUUGCGCCGGGCUUCUGAAGAAACUAGCUCCUCCACUCCUGAAGGAGAUAGAAAGCGUAUAAGGGGUGCGUGCUGGCCAGGACCCGUUUACACCUAGGCGAAACACCCGGUCGGUUUGCGCAACGGGCGCUAGGAAGAGCAACGUGACAGCGGCGGAGUCGGUGCUUCUUAAAGCGCUGGGCAUUACUAGCGAUGAUCUAGCGGUCUCUGAAGACGCGCUAGGUCAGCUAAGGGCGGUGUUUGACUCGUCGGUCCAAGAGAAGCAGUUGAGGGCGAUUGCGGCUAUAUUCGGGAAGAUUAUGCCAAGCAACUUGGCUUGUGAUAUGGAGAGUACGGCGCUACUGUCAAUCUAGACAGCGCGAGCCGUGGCACGGGGAGACCCCACUAUCCCUAUGUCGCACGCCACGAUGGAGGUUGUAUGUUGGAACGUUAGGGGGCUCAACAACCCUGCUAAGAAAAAAGCGCUUAGGGAGUUCGUUGACACGGUGCGUGUCGCGAUUAUAUGUAUCCUGGAGUCAAAACUCGAGAGAGUUGACCAAUUUACUAUCCUGCAAUGCUUAUCUCCCUGCGUCGGA
Triticum aestivum (bread wheat) is the source of this 3019-nucleotide messenger RNA. RefSeq lists its product as uncharacterized. Bases 122 to 2506 code for a protein of 794 amino acids. The transcript has a single exon. The record is from RefSeq and is a predicted model, not a curated record. Gene Ontology annotation, molecular function: zinc ion binding; nucleic acid binding. NCBI's taxonomy places the organism in Eukaryota, Viridiplantae, Streptophyta, Magnoliopsida, Poales, Poaceae.